This is a messenger RNA of Rotaria sp. Silwood1, 759 nucleotides long. Lineage: Eukaryota; Metazoa; Rotifera; Eurotatoria; Philodinida; Philodinidae. The record is from the annotation of a GenBank genome assembly.
AUGAGUGACGAUAUUGAAUUGCCAGUUCGACGUAAGAAUCCUCGAUUGAUAAUUCCCGAUAUUGAAGAGUCAAAAACAAUUGAUCCUAUUAUCGGCUAUGCUGAAGAACCAAUUCUUCCGCUCGAUGGCGCAUGUACACCGUUGAUUCCAAUUAUCUUUAACAUAUUACAUUAUGUUUCCAUUGCUCUGGAAAACACUCCAGAUAAUCCAUCAGAUAGUCUGACACGCAACGAAUCAGCUGCAAUUUGUCUCUACACGAUGGAGUGGAAUGACGGCCAUAGAAGUCUUUAUGCCAUUCUCAAUGAAACACUUAGAACAGCUGAUCACGAAUACCUGCGACCUUGGUUCAAAUAUUUGAAGCUUUUUCUCACUGCUUUGGUCAAAAUGCCAUCCACACCUCAACAGACGGUUUGGCGUGGAAUACGUCAAGAUCUUAGUUCCGAAUUUUUCCGAGGAACUUCGGUGAUCUGGUGGAGUUUCUCAUCUUGCACAACAACGCUCACUGUGUUAGAGAAUAAUCUCUAUUUUGGUUAUGAAGGUCCAAGAACUCUUUUCUCUAUUGAAGUCUUCAAUGCCAAGAAUGUGCGAGAUCAUUCAUUUUUUCGCAAUGAAGACGAAGUUUUAUUGCUGCCAGGAACAUACAUGGAAGUACAAUCACAAUUGAAUCCAGCACAUGAUCUCCAUAUCAUUCAUUUGAAACAAAUGAUACCAGACAAUAUAUUACUCGAGCCGCCAUUUGAAGGUAUGUUAAAAGCCUAA